Cyclocybe aegerita is the source of this 1152-nucleotide messenger RNA. Lineage: Eukaryota; Fungi; Basidiomycota; Agaricomycetes; Agaricales; Hemipholiotaceae. The record is from the annotation of a GenBank genome assembly.
AUGUUCUUCUCCUCACCGCGCCACCUGCGACCUGCGACCAUGUCAGCCACCUUCGCCCCGUCGGCUUCCAACUCGCCUCUGCCCCCAUCCUACUCCGACCCCAUGCCCCCGCCCUUCGACCCCACUUCAUCCACAUCCUCCUCUACAUUCGACUUCGACGCCCUCUCCCCCGAGUUCCCACCCGACACCUCGCCCUUACCCGCCUACACCCCAGGGCCCAACCACGCCGCUUCCUUACGUUCUCGCAACAGCACUUCACGCCCCACCACACAGCCCAAGGAGUUCUACUACGAGCUGAAGAAGCGCGGGAAGCCUUUCGCAUGUCUCACGCUCACUGCGUAUGGCGGUGCUGCGUUCUCGAAGCACAUGCCGACGUUCGUGGAGGGGGAGAAGGUGAAAGGAAGGGUUGAGCUGAGGCUGGAGAGGCCGGAGAGCGUGCUUGGGGUGUAUGUCCAGAUCCAGGGCCAGGUGAUAACAGGCGCGAAUCCGAACGACCAGCUGACAUUUAUCGACCUUACGCACACGCUAUGGGGCCCCAGUAUGGGCGACCCGCGUGGGACGACGGACGAUGCAGGUGGUACAGGCAGUGCGAGGGCGAGUACCAGUGUGGAUGGAACGCCGAGCGGCUCGAACGACUCGUCCAACACGCCCGUGUCUUCAAGCCCGGACUCUUCAGCUUUGACUGCCGCCUCAGCGGACACACCACCCGUACAAGCAGCCCCCACAGGCCUCCCGCCCAAGUUCACCGACAAGCUCCAAGGAACGUACACCUGGUCUUUCGCGCUCGACCUGCCCAAGGAAGUCGUCGUCCCUUACGGGGCGCGCGGCGAGGUCGGCGUGUUCCACCCACCACAGACGUUCAACGAGCGGCAUUCGCGCGCGAGUGUCGUGUACGAAAUCGUGCUUCGUGUGGGUAGGGGACGGCUGCUGAGAGGGGACCACAGGAUCCCAGCGCAGUUUGGGUACAUUCCGGUGACGCGCCCGCCGGCUUUCUCGCAGCUGAGGAGGAUGGCGUAUGCAGAGGGCAGCGCGUUGCUUGGGCCGACGGUGGAUGUGGAGGGGUGGUACGCACCGGAGGAGGUGAGGGUUCAGGGGAAGGUGCUGCAUAAUCGGACUGUGGAUAUUGGUUUUUCAACCUCUCCCAUGAUCUAA